This is a messenger RNA of Eutrema salsugineum, 372 nucleotides long. RefSeq lists its product as uncharacterized. The record is from RefSeq and is a predicted model, not a curated record. The transcript has a single exon. Gene Ontology annotation, cellular component: extracellular region; vesicle. NCBI's taxonomy places the organism in Eukaryota, Viridiplantae, Streptophyta, Magnoliopsida, Brassicales, Brassicaceae. The coding region runs from base 1 to 372 and encodes 123 amino acids. Gene Ontology annotation, biological process: regulation of protein localization to cell surface; double fertilization forming a zygote and endosperm; regulation of double fertilization forming a zygote and endosperm.
AUGUCUACAAAAAAUGUGUCUUUCCUUCUGGUGGUCAUAUGCGUUGUAGUCUCGGCAAAUGCUCAACUACCACAGUUACCAAUUCCAUUCCCUUUUCCCUUUCCAUUUCAACCAAGUCCUGGUAUGCCAGGAUUACCUGACAUAACAAAAUGUUGGUCAUCAGUGAUGAAUAUCCCUGGAUGCAUUGCAGAAAUUUCUCAAUCUAUAUUUACUGGACAGUUCGGCCACAUAGGUCCUGCUUGCUGCAAGGCAGUUUUGGAAGCAGAAGCCAAUUGUAUUCCAAAAAUUCCAUCUAAUCCGUUUUUCCCUCCUCCAAUGUUAAAGGAACAAUGUUCAAAAAUUGCUGGCGCAAAUCCUCCUACUACAAAAUAG